AUGAAGUAUUCCAUUUGCUUCCUUUUGGCCAUUGCCCUUGUGGGUCUGGCUUCUUCAUUAGUCUAUGCCUCUGAUCCAAGCCCUCUUCAGGAUUUCUGUGUUGCGGUCAAUGAUUCCAAUGCUGCUGGCACUCUCUAUGUCGGCUUCGUGACUUCCAAUCCUGCAAAUCCAAACGUGAAGAACAAGCUCUUUACCAAAAUACUGCAUCCUGGAGAUGUUUUUGUCUUCCCUGAAGGCCUCGUUCAUUUCCAGUUUAAUGUUGGGAAGAAGAAGGCGGUUGCAUUCGCGGGUCUAAGCAGUCAAAAUCCUGGAGUCAUAACCAUUGCAAAUGCUGUUUUUGGAUCAGAUCCUCCCAUUUCUCGAGANGAGGGAAAACACGGCAUCCAUUUUUUGUAG
Messenger RNA from Fraxinus pennsylvanica, 396 nucleotides. The record is from the annotation of a GenBank genome assembly. NCBI's taxonomy places the organism in Eukaryota, Viridiplantae, Streptophyta, Magnoliopsida, Lamiales, Oleaceae.